Magnolia sinica is the source of this 2528-nucleotide messenger RNA. Its product is annotated as transcription factor bHLH87-like. The transcript has 2 exons. The coding region runs from base 359 to 1690 and encodes 443 amino acids. The record is from RefSeq and is a predicted model, not a curated record. Gene Ontology annotation, biological process: regulation of DNA-templated transcription. Gene Ontology annotation, molecular function: protein dimerization activity; DNA-binding transcription factor activity. Lineage: Eukaryota; Viridiplantae; Streptophyta; Magnoliopsida; Magnoliales; Magnoliaceae.
AGCAAGGACCAUCUACCUAUCCUUCUUCUCUCUUUAUAUAAGUAGAUCUAGCUGUAAACAUGGCAGAUAGAAUCAAAGAAUUUCACUCCUUCAAGAAAACCAAGUCUGGAAAUAACUUCUUCCAUUCCGUCGCUGUGUGAAUACCAAUCUUCGCUCGUUGUUUUCGCUGUAUUGGGCGAUCUUAGUACAUUGUUUGCUAGAAUGACUUACUUGGUCUUGAGUUCAUGAGACAGGUCUUGUCCAGAAUCCAAGUUUCUUGAAUGAAUUUUACUGUUUGAUUGAAUUUCUGAUUUGGGUGACCGCCGGAUUUGGAAAAGGAAUAGAAGAGUUGCUGCAACGGUAGCAUUUCGUCCGUCGAAUGGAUAAUUUGGGAUGGGACAACCUGCAAACUGUUUCAAACAAGGUGAUCAUUCCUCCAUGUCUAUGGAGUUCUGAAAUCUGCAACAAUUCUACAGAAUCUGAUGUGAAAAUGGACCUCACCCAAGGUAUCUUCCACCCAAGUCUGAUGAUAGAAGGUAGUAAGGCCUACGGCACCUGUUCGAGUUCUGAUAGAGUAUGUGAAACGGUUGAGCGGUUGGCUCCAGCUCUAGAUUCGACAAACGGCAGCUCGAAUUUGAAUUUAUCUCAGAGUCAAGAUGCGAUGAGGCUAGUAGUGGAUACUUGGGGAGAAGCCUUGACUGCUCGGUUAUGUUCUUCAUCUCUGAUUGGGAAUCCUCUAAACGGUCUAGUGGCCGAUUUCAGCCAUUCUGAUGGUUCACAGGUCUUUAAUGACAUCGAAGAUGAAAAGAUCCGGUUUUCCACGGCAGAGUCCAUCGAAUCUCUCAACCGUUUGCUGCCUACGAUGAUCAGAGACACCGAGAGGACGGUGGAGGACAAUGGCAUUUCGGUGAUAUUCUCAAACCCCAACAAAUUGUGGAAUUCGAGCUGCUGUAAUGGUACUGUUUCAUCAGGAGAGUCUGAGAACAUGGGCUCUAACGAGAGCCGCAAAGAAUCGCACUGGCAGGUAAGCGAGCACGAUGAGGUGAUCUCGAAUCCGUUUGCCAUGACUGCCCAUCUUGGAUCUUCAAACACUAGGCCUAAUUCCAAGAGAAGCAAUGAAGAAGAAGAACAUGACCUGGAACACAACUAUCCUUAUUUUGACCUCUUUCAAUCAGAUGCUUCAACUACAGAGGUUGGUUUUCGGCUCAUCGCCGACAAUCUGCGGAAAUCCAAGAAAUCCAAGUCAGAAAAGCAUCAACAGCCAUUGGAGAUCAACUUUGGACAGCCAAAUUCUUCGGGGUCGUCGAUUGAAGAGACGGACACUGAGGCCAUGGCUCAUAUGAAGGAGAUGAUAUAUAGGGCAGCAGCAUUCAGGCCAGUGAAUUUAGGAGUGGAGGUGGUAGAGAAGCCAAAGAGGAAGAAUGUGAAGAUAUCAAGUGACCCACAGACAAUGGCAGCAAGGCAAAGGAGAGAGAGGAUAAGUGAUAGGAUAAGGGUAUUGCAGAGAUUGGUCCCUGGUGGUAGCAAGAUGGACACUGCAUCAAUGCUUGAUGAAGCUGCAAACUACCUCAAAUUCCUCAGGUCACAAGUCAAUGCCUUGGAAACUCUGGGCCACAAGCUUCAUUCCAUGAAUUGUACCACUUCCACUACAUUACCCUUCAAUACCCACCCUUUUCCCAUGCACAACUUUCUACCAUACCCAAAACCCUAAUCCACAAAAAUAAAAAAAAAAUAAAAAAACAAACAUGACCCCCUAUCAUUUUUCUUCAUCACUAGUUUUUCAAGUUUUAGUGAACCUAUUUUCUUUUUCUUUUUUUUUUUUCCUUGUGAUUAGAUAAUAGUUUCUUUUAUGUAAACCUUCUUCUCCACAGAUCUAGAAUCCUAGACCCAUGUCAUGGUCUUCAUCAUCAUUAACAUGUUUUACCAUGCAAAACCCAUAUCAUGUACUUCAUCAUUACCUUCUUUUAUGAGUUAGUGAUAUUUACACCCCAUGUUUUUUUAUACAUUCACUCCCCUUUUCCUACUAUCCAUACUUAAAACAGUCCACCUUUAGUACUACUCCAAGUUCCAAAGUAGACAAAUGGGGUGCACUCAUAUAAAAAGAAGGGGAUAUAAAUAUCACUUAAUCAUCUAUAUCAUCAUCAUCAUCAUCAUAGUACCAAUCUCUGAAGAGGAGAGAGAGAGAGAGAAAGAAGAAAAGCUUUUUCCCUGCAAAAAGGUUUGAUGAUUAUUGCAUCUAUGAUUAAGAUAAAAAGGUGUUAAAGUAAGUAAUUAUCACAUUCUCUUGUAUUUUUGUUUCUUGGGGAAUGAGCUCAUGUUCACAUCAUCUCUAAUUUUCUAAUAUAGGAUGUUUAGAUAACCAAUGCAAGAGACAUUCCCUUAGGGGCUGUGAGCCUAGGUCAGUUAUUUCUGUCACCUUGAUUCAACCCAAGCGUGCCCUUGGGACUCCCUCCCACAUGGUUAUGCCUAGCACGUGCAAUAAAGAAUAAGCGUAUUGGUCUAGUCACCUUUUUUCUUUUCAUUUUUUAAUAUUUUCUUAGGUGGUUGCA